Molecule: messenger RNA, 666 nt
Organism: Sphenostylis stenocarpa
Lineage: Eukaryota; Viridiplantae; Streptophyta; Magnoliopsida; Fabales; Fabaceae
Source: the annotation of a GenBank genome assembly
AUGGGGCAGAAGUCUCUGAUUUACGCGUUCGUGUCCCGUGGAACUGUAAUUCUCGCGGAGUUCACGGAGUUCAGCGGAAACUUCAACUCCAUCGCGUUCCAGUGCCUUCAGAAGCUCCCUGCCACCAACAACAAGUUCACCUACAACUGCGACGCUCACACCUUCAAUUACCUCGUUGACAAUGGCUACACAUAUUGUGUUGUUGCAGAUGAAUCAAUUGGAAGGCAGGUGCCCAUGGCUUUUCUAGAGCGUGUCAAAGAUGAUUUUGUGUCAAAAUAUGGUGGUGGAAAGGCUGCUACGGCUCCUGCGAACAGCCUUAACAAGGAAUUUGGGCCAAAGUUGAAGGAACAUAUGCAGUUCUGUGUUGAUCAUCCUGAAGAGGUCAGCAAGCUUGCGAAGGUGAAAGCUCAGGUUUCUGAAGUUAAAGGUGUCAUGAUGGAGAAUAUUGAAAAGGUUCUGGACAGGGGUGAAAAGAUAGAGCUUCUGGUGGACAAAACAGAGAACCUUCAUAAUCAGGCACAAGAUUUCAGGACUUCUGGAACCAGAAUCCGUAGAAAAAUGUGGCUGCAAAACAUGAAGAUAAAGCUGAUUGUAUUGGGAAUUUUGAUAGCACUGAUCCUUAUAAUUGUCCUAUCUGUGUGUCGUGGGUUCAGCUGUGGAAAAUAA